CUCCCUGUCUCUCCUUUGAACUUGGCAGAGUACAUAGGAGUGUAGCUCUUCCCACACUGGCAGCUCUGGGCGAAGCAGGCGAACAAAAUGAAACGGCUCAUGGGCUUCCUUCUCUUUUUAUUACUUUCCGAAGCACGAAGCCUGGAUCUCCCUACAAAUGGACUCCCUGAAUUCAUGGACUAUGAAGAUUUGGUGGAACUGGAUCCUGAAAAAUCCUUUUUUCCUACUGAAAAUAGAAGAUAUCAGAGAAGCAUAUUUAAUGAUCAUGAAUUGGAUGAAGUAAUGGAAAAUGUUGAUGACCAAAUAACUCUUUACAGUUAUAAAGUUCGAUCUACUGUUACAUCCCGAGUGGCCAACACUGUUGUCCAAAGCAAAGUGGUGAAUAAUUCUCCAGAUCCACAGAAUGUAGAGUUAGAAGUUCAGAUACCCAAAGGAGCCUUUGUUACCAACUUCUCCAUGUGA
Molecule: messenger RNA, 462 nt
Organism: Antechinus flavipes (yellow-footed antechinus)
Lineage: Eukaryota; Metazoa; Chordata; Mammalia; Dasyuromorphia; Dasyuridae
Product: inter-alpha-trypsin inhibitor heavy chain H2-like
Exons: 4
Coding region: 88-462 (124 amino acids)
Source: RefSeq, a predicted model, not a curated record